This is a messenger RNA of Aspergillus nidulans FGSC A4, 258 nucleotides long. RefSeq lists its product as uncharacterized. The record is from RefSeq and is a predicted model, not a curated record. The transcript is spliced from 4 exons. NCBI's taxonomy places the organism in Eukaryota, Fungi, Ascomycota, Eurotiomycetes, Eurotiales, Aspergillaceae. The coding region runs from base 1 to 258 and encodes 85 amino acids.
AUGAAGUUUUCCUUUCUUCUCCCCAUCGCGCUAUUCUUUGCUGCCGCUCACGCUGGGCACCCAGAGCCAGAACCUGUUGAAUGUUCCGGUGUUGGCAGUAUCACCGCCGCCGCUGAUGAGAACGGCGAUUACUACGAAAUCUGCACGUGCCCCGAAGGUACUGAGAGAGCCCUGCUCUACACUCUGAGCAAGGUCUAUCUUCGAGUUCGGAUGCGCGUCCAUAGUGUCGCACCUUGUCGCACUGCAGCAAGUGACUGA